AUGGAAAUCGGUCGCUUUUUGCUUGGAUUAUGUGCCUUUUUCUACUUUUACAGCUCUGUUUCAGCAGAGUCCACAUGCAAGCUGAAGGCCAAGUUCAACCUGAGCGGCUACAAGGACAUAGAAAAGAAGAAGGUUGUUGUUGGGGGCAUGUUUCCCGUUCACAAGCGUAUUGCCUCCACUGAUGGCAACACUUCAAGGGUGCCUGUCUCCUCGGGGUGUGAGGGGUUUAACUUCCGCACUUUCCGCUGGACCCAGACUAUGCUGUUUACCAUCAAUGAGAUAAACCAGAGGACUGACCUGCUGCCCAACACCGACCUGGGUUAUGUCAUCUACGACUCCUGCUUCACCAUCUCCAAGGCCGUGGAGGGCACCCUCACUUAUCUCACGGGCCAAGAUGAGGCUGUGCCCAACUACCGCUGUGGGACCGGGGCGCCUCUGGCUGCUCUAGUGGGUGCUGGGGGCUCUGAUCUGUCCAUUGCCACUGCCAGGAUACUGGGACUUUAUCACUUCCCUCAGGUGAGCUAUUGCUCAACAUGCUCUGCCCUGGAAAGUAAGUUCCAGUUCCCCACGUUCCUGAGAACCAUUCCCAAUGACAAACACCAGUCCACCGCUAUGGCCCAGCUGGUGCUGCACUUUGGCUGGACCUGGGUCGGCACCAUAGCUGCAGAUGAUGAUUACGGCAAGUAUGGCAUCAAAGACUUCAAGGAGCAGGUGGAGGAAGCUGGUGUGUGUAUCUCCUUCUCUGAGACCCUGCCCAAGGUCAAUUCCCCUGAGGACAUCCAGCGGAUUGUUGAAACUGUAGUUGCGUCCACAGCCAAGAUCAUCGUGGUCUUCUCAUCAGAUGUGGACCUUAGUCCUCUCAUCCUCGAGCUUCUCCGGCACAAUGUGACCAAUCGCACCUGGAUCGCCAGCGAGGCAUGGGUCACCUCUGCUCUCAUCAACCAGCCUGGGGUGAGCUCUGUGCUUGGUGGUACCCUGGGCUUUGGGGUGAAGAGGGCUGACAUCCCUGGUCUUCAGCGCCAUCUACUGGACCUGGACCCCUAUGCUGACCCUCUCACUGAAGAAUUCUGGGAGACGAUGUUUAACUGCACGCUGGACUAUGGCAGAGCUCUGAGACAGGCCAAGCAGAUGGCUAAGGAGGUUAAUGGCACACUGUCCAGGGCAGUGAGGGGGAUUCCUGAAGGGCUGUGUACUGGGAGUGAGUCCCUGGUACAGCUCAAUAACACCUACUCUGAUGUUUCCCAGUUACGAAUCACUUACAGUGUAUACAAAGCUGUGUAUGCUGUGGCACACGCCUUGCACAACCUGGAGUACUGUGUACAGGGACAGGGACCAUUCAGUGGGAACAGCUGUGCUGACAUCACAAACUUUGAGCCUUGGCAGCUGAUGUACUACCUGAAGAAUGUGCAUUUCAAAGUGCCACACACAAAUGAAGAGGUCUACUUUGAAGAUGGGGACGUGAAGGGCUUCUACGACAUCAUUAACUGGAAGUUCAGUAGUAAUGGGGAGAUAGCCUACGUCACUGUGGGACAGUACAAUGGCUCAGCAGCCCCAGAGGACAGGAUGACCAUAGCGAAUGACUCCAUUGUGUGGAACAAUGAAAUGCUGGAGCCACCUCGGUCAGUGUGCAGUGAGAACUGUCAGCCCGGCACCAGGAAAGGGAUCCGGCAGGGAGAGCCAGUCUGCUGCUUUGACUGUAUCCCAUGUGCCGACGGAGAGAUCAGCAACACAACGAAUGCUCGUGAAUGUAUCUUGUGCAGUGGAGACAACUGGUCCAAUGAAGCUCAUGACACCUGUAUACCAAAAAUCAUUGAGUUCCUGGCCUUUGGAGAGCCGCUGGGGAUCACACUCAUCGUCAUUUCUGCCUUUGGAGCAUUAGUUACCAUCGCUGUCGGGGUGGUGUUUAUUGUGCAUAUCGGCACCCCUCUGGUGAAAGUAAAUGAUGCUCUGUUGAGUUUCUCCCUGCUCUUCUCGCUGGUGGUGACCUUCCUCUGCUCCAUCGUGUUCCUUGGAGAGCCUCAGGACUGGAGCUGCAUGACCAGCCAAGUAGCCCUGGCUUUGGGCUUUGCUCUCUGCCUUUCCUCCAUCAUGGGUAAGGCAGCAGUGUUGAUGCUGAGGGCCCAGGCUCUGAAAGCAGCCCGCCUCAGAGCCAAAGCAGCCGCCAAAGCUGCAAAAGCAGCAGCCGAAGCAGCAGCCAACAGCGGCAGUCCUGAUGUCAUUGUAACCAACACAAAUAACAACAAUGAUACCAAAGCCAGUGCUGACCCUGAAGUUGAUGUUCUCACCUGUGCCCACCAGAGGGCAAUAGCUGCUGUGGCAACAUUAAUACAGGCUAUCGCAUGCACAGUGUGGCUUAUCGUCCUCCCUCCGCACCCUGUCAAAAACACCUCAGCCCAGAAUAUAAAGAUCAUUCUCGAGUGUGACGAAGGCUCAGUGGUCUUCAUCUGUUGUAUCUUUGCCUAUGACAUCCUGCUGGCACUGCUGGCCUUUGUCUUUGCCUUCAUCGCCCGAAAACUGGAGGACCACUUCAGUGAGGCGAAGAGCAUGACCUUCGGCAUGCUUGUCUUCUUCAUUGUGUGGAUCUCCUUUGUCCCAGCUUACCUUAGCACACGUGGCAAGUUCAUGGUAGCGGUCCAGAUUUUUGCCAUCUUGGCCUCGAGCUUUGGCCUGCUAACCUGCAUCUUCCUGCCCAAGUGCUACGUUCUCUUGGUCAAACCUGAACGCAACACAGAGGAGAUGAUGAGGCCCCGUGCCAAACCCCGCGAUGGGACCUCGACCGGGACCUCGGCCUCGCUUGCUACAGCAGCUACUGAGGUCAAUACUACGACUGCAUCCACCGCCAUUGAUGAUUAG
Toxotes jaculatrix (banded archerfish) is the source of this 2853-nucleotide messenger RNA. Its product is annotated as vomeronasal type-2 receptor 1. Gene Ontology annotation, molecular function: olfactory receptor activity; G protein-coupled receptor activity. The transcript is spliced from 14 exons. Bases 1 to 2853 code for a protein of 950 amino acids. Gene Ontology annotation, biological process: G protein-coupled receptor signaling pathway. Gene Ontology annotation, cellular component: membrane. Lineage: Eukaryota; Metazoa; Chordata; Actinopteri; Toxotidae. The record is from RefSeq and is a predicted model, not a curated record.